Molecule: messenger RNA, 1741 nt
Organism: Magnolia sinica
Lineage: Eukaryota; Viridiplantae; Streptophyta; Magnoliopsida; Magnoliales; Magnoliaceae
Product: transcription factor EAT1-like
Exons: 3
Coding region: 54-1580 (508 amino acids)
Biological process (GO): regulation of DNA-templated transcription; anther wall tapetum development
Molecular function (GO): protein dimerization activity
Source: RefSeq, a predicted model, not a curated record
UCAAGGAGCCAAACAUCACUAUCUAAAAUAGAAUAAAAUAAUAAUAAUAGAAGAUGUAUGGUGAGUGUGACUACAUUGAUUCUCAUGAUCGUCACCUACUGCAAGGACCAGUAGUUGAUGGCCCACCUCAAACUACCACAAACUUCCCAAGCCUAGCAGCCAUGGCCAGCAGCAACAACAGCAACAACAACGACAACAACAAUAACAGCAGCAACAACAACAACAGCUUGGAAGACAACCUCAGGCUAUCCAGCUUCUCCCUUGAAGACAUCUCCAGAAUCAACCCCUCCGAGGAAGCUGUUACGAUUGGAAUCGAUCUCCAACAACAACUCGGCUUCGAUCUCGAACAGGAAUACAACAGCCAUCUGAAGCAAGAGAUGCUAGAAGAGUCCCACCCACCGCUCGAUCACCCCAGUUGGGAGUCAGGCCACAUACACGAAAUGCAAGAUACCAGCAUCCACCACCAUCUUCACCAACAGCAGCACCAAUUUCAGCUCCAACAACACGAACAACAAAAUCUCCAACACAUCAGUUCGGCCCCAUUCACAAACUCUCCCUACGGCCCGCCUGAUCUCCUCAACCUCCUACACUUACCGCGGUGCUCGGUCCCACCAGUUCUUCCAACAUCCUCAAUUUCUUUCGAUGGGGGACCUGCCAGAAGAACAACCAAUAACUUCCACACUAGUUUGGGCUUCCUUGGCGAGCUCCCAACAGCCGAUAGCACGACGGCGUCGACUGUGCUGUAUGACCCACCGCUCCAACUGAAUUUCCCACCGCAACCGCCCAUGUUUCAGGACCUCUUCUAUACAUUGCCACAUAGCUAUGAAUUGCCGGGGUCGAUGGGCGGAUCAUACUUCGGUGGAGCAGACGAUAGGGAGGGGAAUGGUGGUGUUUUUCAGGAGGGAGAUGGAAGGCAGUUUGAGACUUCAGUUCUUGAUUUUAGGAGAGAGAUUCCUGGUUUGUGUAAAGGAGAGGUGAGAGGAACCAACACUGAAAAGCAAAGGAGAGAGCAGUCGAAUGAGAAAUACCAGGCAUUGAGAUCUCUUGUUCCAAACCCAACAAAGAAUGAUAGAGCCACAAUUGUCGCUGAUGCGAUCGACUACAUUAAAGAACUUCUACGAACCGUCGAUGAGCUUAAAAUAUUGGUGGAUAAGAAGAGAUGUGGGUGGGAAAGGAGCAAGAAAUGCAAGAUGGAUGAUGAGGCGGCCCCUGCUGACAUGGAGAGCUCAUCAAUGAAGCCUCUGACCAAUCGUGAGCAGUCAUUCAAUGGAUCGCUGAGAAGCUCUUGGCUGCUGAGGAAGUCCAAGGACACCAUUGUCGAUGUCCGCAUCAUUGAUGAUGAGGUGAACAUCAAGCUCACGCAGCGGAAGAAGAUGAAUUGCUUGCUCCUAGUGGGGAAGAUCAUCGACGAGCUCCAGAUGGAGCUGCUUCAGGUGGCCGGCGGCAACAUCGGCGAUUAUUACAUCUUCAUGUUCAAUACAAAGAUAAGUGAAGGAUCUUCUGUGUAUGCAAGUGCAAUAGCCAAGAAGCUGAUUGAUGUUCUUGACAGGCAACAUCCAGCAUUUCCAGCUAGCUUUUAGGGUUUGAGAUGUGAUACUGAAUUGGGUGUAUGUCCUUCUCACUUGAAAGGUGGUGUUACAGGUAUGAUUUGGAAAUGCAAGGAUUUUUCCUUCCCACCUCUUUUAGGUUUCAAUCUGAACUACUACCAUCAUAGCAUUAAUGUCCCCUUAAAUUGAAGUUU